Molecule: messenger RNA, 1950 nt
Organism: Knipowitschia caucasica
Lineage: Eukaryota; Metazoa; Chordata; Actinopteri; Gobiiformes; Gobiidae
Source: the annotation of a GenBank genome assembly
AUGGUGCAUAUCACCGAGGAGCUGGUGCGGCGCCGAGCAGAGCAUAACGAGGGAGAGAUGUUUUCUUUGGAGGAACUGUCUCUGCACCAACAGGACCUGCAUCAGAUCCAGCACCUGCAGCAGUGGUGUCGCAACCUGAGGAUCCUGUACCUGCAGAACAACCUCAUCUCCACCAUCGAGAACCUUGGGCGUCUGAAGAAGUUGGAGUAUUUAAACCUGGCUCUGAACAACAUUGAGAUCAUAGAAAACCUUGAAGGGUGUGAGUCACUGCAGAAGCUGGACCUCACAGUGAACUUCAUCGGGCGCCUCAGCAGUGUGCAGACACUGACACACAACCUCCACCUGAGGGCGCUGUUCCUGACCGGAAACCCCUGUUCAGACUUCAGAGGAUACAGAGAGUACGUGCUGUGUGCGCUGCCACAACUGCAGUUCUUGGACGGAGCAGGGAUCAGUCGUUCCGAGCGUCUGAGAGCGGCUCAGGGUCAUCAGCACCUCCUCGCCCUGGUGCAGGAGCAGGAGGAGGCAUAUGUGGAGAGGAGGAGCAGUGAGAAGGAGAGGCUGUCCCAGGAGGAGAGGAGGCGAACCAGGGAGCAGGAGGAGCAAAGAGGAGCUCAGCACACACAGGAGGAGCAGGAGGAGCAGAGAGGAGCGCUGCACACACAGGAGGAGCAGAGAGGAGCUCAGCACACACAGGAGGAGCAGGAGGAGCAGAGAGGAGCGCUGCACACACAGGAGGAGCAGGAGGAGCAGAGAGGAGCGCUGCACACACAGGAGGAGCAGGAGGAGCAGAGAGGAGCGCUGCACACACAGGAGGAGCAGAGAGGAGCUCAGCACACACAGGAGGAGCAGGAGGAGCAGAGAGGAGCGCUGCACACACAGGAGGAGCCGAGAGGAGCUCAGCACACACAGGAGGAGCAGGAGGAGCAGAGAGGAGCGCUGCACACACAGGAGGAGCAGGAGGAGCAGAGAGGAGCGCUGCACACACAGGAGGAGCAGAGAGGAGCUCAGCACACACAGGAGGAGCAGGAGGAGCAGAGAGGAGCGCUGCACACACAGGAGGAGCAGGAGGAGCAGAGAGGAGCGCUGCACACACAGGAGGAGCAGAGAGGAGCUCAGCACACACAGGAGGAGCAGAGAGCAGCGCAGCAGCCACGAGGAGGCGCAGAGAGGCCACGGAGCCGCAGCGCAGAGGAGCAGGAGGAGCAGGACUUCUGGCAGACUCCCUGCUCCUUCAGCCCUGAGUCUCGCCUGGAGGCUCACAGACGUCUGCAGGAGAAGCGCCGGACUAAAGAAAAUUCGACCGAAAAGAAACCCUCUCCACCUCGAACUCUAACGGCUAAAGACGGACGAGUUCUGAACGUCAACGAAGCAAAUCUGAGACUGUCCAACCUGAACCAUGAAAGCGACUUCUCUAGUCUGAACGUCAACCCUGAGACCAUGAACGACUUCUCUGAGUCUGAGACUGUUCCAACGUCUGACACCCAUGAGCCGACUUCUCUGAGGGGGGUGUGGGGGGGGGGGGGGGGGGGGGGGGGGGUGGGGUGGGGGGGGGGGUGGGGGUGGGGGGGGGGGGUGGGAGACCCCACGGGGGGGGGGGGGGGUGGGGGGGGGGGGGGGGGGGGGGGGGGGUGGGGGGGGGCGGGGGGGGGGGGGGGGGGGGCCCAGAGUGAGAUCAGGAAGACCAAGGAAAUGAUGAACCACCUUCCUCAUCAACAGAAAGACCAAGGGGGGGGGAUGAACCACCUUCUCAUCAACAGAAGACCAAGGAGAAUGAACCACCUCCUCAUCAACAGAAGACCAAGGGAGAUGAACCACCUCCUCAUCAACAGAAGACCUAAGGAGGAAGAACCACCUCCUCAUCAACAGAUGACAAGGAGAACAACACCUCCUCAUCAACAGAAGACUCAAGGAGAUGAACCACCUCCUCAUCAACAGAAGACCAGGAGAUGA